CAGACCCUAUGCAUGUGUUUCUCUAAGCUCGCUGAGAGCUAACGUAGUUUUCAUUUCCUACGAAGUUUGUUUUCAAAUGGCGGACGAAACGCAAAUCCGGACUCCAGUUCCUGAGGGGAAGAAAUCAGUUCUUCGAGAAAUAGCUGAUUGUAUAAUCAAUUAUUGCUCAAUCGACGAUAUUCGGUUACUUCUUGCGAGUGGUCAAGAUAUUAAUGCACCAGUCGCGAAUGGUUUAAGACUUCUUCACUACGCAGUAUUUCACCGGCAUGUUGAAGCAGUGAAAGUAUUACUCGUUAGAGGAGCAAAUCCAUCCGUCAUGGAUGAUGUGGGGUACACCCCCAUGCAUUUGUGUGCUGAAAGAGGUUUCUGUAAUGUUAUCAGGAUUUUACUUCAAUAUAAUGCACGAGUGGAUUUUUCUAAGGUUUUGGAAGGAGAUACUAGUUACGGUUUUCCUCCUAGAGCCAGUCAAGCGGACGAGCCAUUACGCCUGGCUUUGAAAAAUGGUUAUUAUAAAGCAGCAGAACUCUUGUUGAAACAUGGAGCAAAUCCAAAUACCGAAUAUUACCUGGGUCAUGAGAUUAAUUUGCUAAAUCCGUUAGAUAUUGAGGCUGUGGAUCUGUUGUUGCAGUAUGGUGCUCAUCCUAAUGCUAGAGACCGACAAGGAAUGACAUUGCUUAUGAAGGCAUGCUGUAAUCCUGAAGCACUGGAUACUGUUAAGCUAUUGAUUGCCUAUGGAGCAGACGUCAGUGCAAUGACCAAUGAAGACCAGCGCACUCCUUUGCAUUACGCAGUCCUAAGUGGCAACUUAAAUACUGUUCAAUAUUUAGUAGAGAAUGGAGCAAGCGUGAAACUCCCACCAGAUUAUGCUAAACCUCCACCUCUUUUCUUCGCAGUCCUUAAGGCAGACUACUACAUGAUGAAAUACUUAAUCGAUGCUGGUGCAGAUGUCAACCAGGGAUCUUCAGUGGUGGGAUCGGCACUGCACAUCGCUUUAAGUGAAUUAGCAGAAAAUAAGGUCUCUAUUGUGAAAUUUCUUUUGGAAAAUGGAGCAAAUCCAAAUGCCAUUCUUAUGACAAGUCGUGGACCAAUAUUAAAGCCUCCACUUGGAGAAUAUUUUGCUGCAAUAAGUCGUCCAGAUAUAAAUAUAGUUAGAAUGCUUUUGAAAUAUGGUGCAAGAGUUAUUUUAUUGGGCCAGCGCCAACACCCUCUUGGAAUAUUGCAAUCAAUACAUCACAUCGAUUGCCGAGAAAGCGACCAAAUUUUAGAGUUAAUAGCAUCUGCAGCUGAAGCGUUUUGCAUCAGUUUAAUCGACCGAUCUGUUCUUCUAAGCAACAGACACAAGUUAGUUUUACUGCAAAGAGCAUUGGUUCCGUUUUCUCUGAAACAUUCAUCUCGUAUAUGUAUAAGAAAUAUUUUAGGAUGGGGACCACAAUUUAUUGUCGCUGUUCAUGGUUUACCUCUCCCAGUUGUAUUGAAGCAAUACUUAUUAUUCGAGGAUUAAUGUUAAAAAAUUAUUUUAAAUAAAUAUUAUUUUAUUUAUUGUACUUA
Molecule: messenger RNA, 1548 nt
Organism: Stegodyphus dumicola
Lineage: Eukaryota; Metazoa; Arthropoda; Arachnida; Araneae; Eresidae
Biological process (GO): intracellular signal transduction
Molecular function (GO): protein binding
Source: RefSeq, a predicted model, not a curated record